This is a messenger RNA of Penaeus monodon (black tiger shrimp), 5926 nucleotides long. It is a transcript of the gene cta, whose product is annotated as guanine nucleotide-binding protein subunit alpha homolog. Bases 191 to 1306 code for a protein of 371 amino acids. NCBI's taxonomy places the organism in Eukaryota, Metazoa, Arthropoda, Malacostraca, Decapoda, Penaeidae. Gene Ontology annotation, molecular function: G-protein beta/gamma-subunit complex binding; guanyl nucleotide binding; D5 dopamine receptor binding. Gene Ontology annotation, biological process: Rho protein signal transduction; adenylate cyclase-modulating G protein-coupled receptor signaling pathway. The record is from RefSeq and is a predicted model, not a curated record. Gene Ontology annotation, cellular component: brush border membrane; heterotrimeric G-protein complex. The transcript is spliced from 8 exons.
UUUUGGUUCCUCCUCCUUCUGGUUCCUCCCUAUUGCUCCUCCUCCGCCCGGUUCCUCCCUCUGGUUCCUCCCUCUGGUUCCUCCUUCGCCCUGGUUCCUCCUCCGCCCUGGUUCCUUCUUGUGGUUCCUCCUCCGUCAGCCCCUCCGUUCCUGUUCCUCGCUGGCCAAUGUUUGUGUUGUUGGUGGGAACAUGGCGCGGGUGACUAUCUUCAGCUGCGCCUGUUGUCUGAGAGCUCUAUGGACACCAGAAGAGAUAGAGCAGCACACAAGAUCACAACAAAUUGAUAAAGAAAUACAAAAAGACCGGCAAAGAUACAGACGGCAGGUUAAACUUUUAUUGUUGGGGGCGGGAGAAUCAGGGAAAUCGACCUUCCUGAAGCAGAUGCGCAUCAUCCAUGGCUACCGAUUUGGACACGAUGAGGUCGAUGAAUAUAGAGAAACUAUUUACAAAAAUAUUGUUAUGGGCAUGAAGGUGUUGCUAGAUGCAAGAGACAAGCUCAGAAUACCCUGGGGAGAUCCAUCACGAGAACCUUAUGGGCAACAUGUAAUGAAAUUUAUGGGGUCUAUGUCCCUUGACAGACAUGUAUUUCUUGAAUAUGUACCCAGUGUCAAAGAGUUGUGGAAGGACUCAGGCAUCCGUCUAGCAUACAGCAGACGAGCAGAAUUCCAAUUGACUGACAGUGUAUCAUAUUUUUUCGACAAUUUAGACAGAAUAGGUGUUUUGGAAUACAUCCCCACAGAGAAGGACAUUCUCCACUGCCGCAAAGCCACCAAAGCAAUCACAGAAUUCACAAUACCUAUUCAAAAUGUACCAUUUCUCUUUGUGGAUGUAGGAGGGCAGCGUACACAAAGACAAAAGUGGUUCCAGUGUUUUGAGAGUGUUACCUCAAUAAUUUUCUUAGCAUCAUCCUCUGAGUUCGACCAAAGGUUGUUGGAAGAUAGGAUCACAAAUAGGUUAGAAGAGUCGCUCAACAUCUUUGGAACAAUAGUGAACAACCGAAGUUUUCGUGAUGUCUCCAUCAUUCUCUUCUUAAACAAGACUGAUCUCCUUAUUCAGAAAGUCAGAUCAAGACAGAGCAACAUUUCUCAUUAUUUUACAGAUUUUGUGGGUAACCCACAUGACGAAAGAGAUGUCCAGCAGUUUAUCUUGCACAAGUUUGUGGAACAACGGCGAGCAGAUAACAAUCGACGGCCACUGUUUCACCAUUUUACAACAGCUGUUGACACAGAAAACAUAAAAGUUGUCUUUAACUCUGUGAAGGACACCAUUCUCCAACGCAAUUUGGAAACACUUAUGCUCCAGUGAAAAGUAGGAAGAGUUAGCUGUAAGGCCACAUCUUAGCACAGUUCACAAAACAGACUACUUACUGUAAGAAGCUCAAAAUGAUUAUUUGAGUUAUUAAGAAUGGUUAUGACCAAAUGUCAUUUUUGUAAGAAUUGAUAUAGUUAUAGCAGACUCAUUCAGACAUUUAUGGGUGCAUGUUUCUGGAGAUAAAAACUUAGAUCAGCUGAAGUGGCUGAACACAAAUGCAAGGCAGUAAAAAGUUCAGUUAAAUGAGCUCUAGAGUCUUUACACUGUGACUAGAUCUAAAGAGUACCUAAUGUGAUAGUAGAAGACCCUAAUAUUGACUUAGGAAAUAAGGAAGGAUCCCUUUUAUACUGUACCAUUGAUGUCUUGUGGUUGAAUUACCUUCCCCCUUCAUUCAUUUGUUUCUUUUUGUUUUGUUUUUCAUAAGAAGGUAGUGUCUGUAAGUACAAUGCUCAAAGCUUAAAUAAAAAGACCCAUUUUUCAGAUAACUGAUGUCAUAAGUAUUUGAUUGUAGUUAACAUGAAAGAAAAUGAUAGCAGAACCUGGGGAAUGCCAGCUGUAAGGAUAUUAGCAUUUUCCAGCCUUGUGGUUUUUAGUCAUGUUAUUGACAAGAUGGAAGACUACCACAUCCUUUGCUUGCAAGUAAUUUAUUAUCAGGACAAAUUGUGGAAAGGAAUCAGUUUAUCAAAGCCACUUUCUUGAUAAUAUGGCUAUGAAGUUCCACAUAAAAUAUAUCUUCUUUUCUCUGAAAUAACUUUUCUGACAAGCAGUACAUGAUGAAAGCACAAAAGAUAUGAUAAGACUGACCUUUUCCAUACCCUUUAGACAGUUUAAGACCUAUUACAAAAUACUUGCAUGCAUUAUUACAAGUUUAUUCAUUUAUUUAAGUAAAACUAUGACCGUUUGUAUGAGCUUAAUUAAGUAGAUAAAUCUUAACCAUUAAUUGUAAUGCCAGACUUCAUUUCCUUCUGUGCAUGCUGAACAAUAUUUGUGUGUUUGUAAAUAUUAAUAGAUAAUAGUCUGUUACUUUUUUCAUUAUGCAGAAUUUCCUAUUGAUGUGUCUGCAUUUAUACCUGGUUUAGCCUAACAGGACAAUUUGUAAGGAGUAUAAUCAGCUGUCAAGAAUGAAUCAAUGUUAACCCAUAAUUAGUUCAAUGCAUAAUGGAAAUAUCUUUGAAUAUAUCUUACAUAAAUGCAGGAAAGCAAGUUGCUCUUUUUACUUUUUUUUACUUAUUUUUGCAUUUUAUUUAUGGGAUGGAAAUUUAUCUUUCAAAGUUAUCUAAUACUGAUAUUUUUUGUUUUGUAAGUUCAAACACAAACAGUUUUUGCUUGAGUAUCUGUUUAGGUUACUCAGGGAGGGAGUGUUCCACAUAAGGGUGACAUAUUUAAUUGGUCAUAUGACAAUAACUUGUACUCCUUUAGUGGUUAAAUUAUAUGUUUGUUUAUACUGACAAGUAGUGGUAAGAAUGGUCAGCAUUUUUCUGUAUCCCUGGUGUAAGUUGUUGAUAACUUAGGAAAGUGUGCUUUGAAAUGGUUGAAGAAGGGUUUUCCAAUUCAGCAGCUAUUUUUAGGCAGCACAGAGGUAAGCAGAUGAUGCAUUUUACAUUUUUAUUUUUAUAUCUGAUUUAUUGCAAAGCUGCUUUUGUUUGCAAUAUAAACAGCUACUGAUACUGCAAGUCCUUCCAGCAUAUUCAGUCUUCAACAAAAGCUUGUAUAACAGAGUAUGUAGUAUUUUACAAAUGCAGAUCAGAUGGUUAGAUUCUCAGUGGAUAUUACUUUCCACUCAUGUUAUUGUUUUACAGUUUGUUAAAGACUAUGGUUCUUUCUAAAUACAUACAUUUACAAUACCAUCUUUUCAAGCAACUUGUUUUUCUUUCUGUACAAGGUGGAUUUGCUGUUAUAUUUGCAUUUAUUUUGAGGUAUGAUAGUAUGAUAACCUUCUGCCCCUUAUCAAUAUCCUUCCUUCCUUUUCCUCUAUAGCCUGUUUUAAAUACCAUAAAUGUGCAGGUGAAAUGUGUUAUACAUUCAGUUUAAUGACUUUUGGAGGAUAAGGAAAGCCAUAUUAUGGAAGGAGUUUCCACCUCAGCAAACCCAAUUGCCCAACCACUGCAGAUGAUGAUGACUAUUGUAUAUAUGGAAAGAGUACAGUUACUUUACUCUGGCUUGCCAUAAAUUAGUUUUGUACUCAACCUUGCUCCAGAUAUUUUAUUUGCUUUGCUGUAGAUAUCAUCUCAUGUUUUUUCUUCAUAGGCCAGCUAAUACAUCUAGUCACAUCAUGCUGAUGAUGUAAUGUGUAGCAGCUGUUCAUGCCUCGUUAUUCCUUUAUAAACUUGAAAUAUGAAAAACCAUUUUUUUCCAGAUAAUAGUGAUAUAUUAGUGAUACCCUUUGAAAAAUGGUUUUGUUUCAUAUUUUUAUGUCUGUAUUAAGAUAGCCAUGAAUUAUUGUUUUUCCUUCAUAAAUCCAUUCACCAAAUGACAUAUGUAAGAUCUGUGUGAAAAGUGAAUUAAUACUGCAUAUUCCCUGAGUAUAUAUAACUGUUACUCUUUUUUCAGCUGUAGUUGAGUUCCAUGUAAAGUAAUUGACAGGAAAUAAGGAGCCUUCAAGGGGGUUGAUUAUAUUUAUUGAUUAUACAUGUAUAUUGUUUUAUUCUUUUUAGUAUAUCAGUAUGCAACAUUACCAAUAGUAACUAGGUGCUUCCAUGCUUAUGUGAAUUUCUUCCAUUGGUUACAUGUAUCCAAGAUUUGUCAAUCUGCCAUUAGUACAAUUUCAUACCUGAACCGAGAACCAAUGACAUUUGCAAUAAGACUGCAUUUCUGUACAUAUUUCAUUACUCUAUACAAAAUUAAAUUGCAUGCAAGAUGAAUUUAGCUUGAGACUAUAAAACAGUUAUUAUAUGAGAUGGGUGAUUGUGAGUCUCACAGAGGUAAAGCUUAUGUAAGUUUUACUCUGAUUAUUAACUUUUUAAUUUGUUUCCUGUCCAAAAAUAUUUAAAGCAAUAAUAUGUUGAGGUAAAAUGAUGUGUAGAAUGAGUAGAGAAUUUGUGAAUUAUUAUUAUAUUGAGAUGGCUAAGUAUUUUAUUUUUUAUAUAAAGUCAUGUAAUUGUUGAUUGAAUAAUGAUUGAAGUUGUUCAAGACUAUUAUCAGCAUUUAGCUUUCAGAUACAGUUGUGUUAGUAAAUAGUUGGAAAGAGAAAGAUGAAAGCUAAAUAGAAGACUAAACUAAACAUGUUUAAUAAGAUCUAACCAUGAUUGUUUUUAAAUCUUUUGAAGAAUUCAGAUACAGAUCCAUGUCUGUUAUUGCAAAUAGAUUUACUGCUCAAAAAAUCAAAAUUAUGCCAUUAAGAAGCUGUGUACAAUAGAUAUGUUUGCAUACAUUAUAUAAAAGUAAUGUAUAAAAGCUUACAUUUGCUUCUAUUUUUGGCCUCAUAUGUGAACAUUGGCAACACCUGUCUGCUAGAGUUUGAGACAUUUGAUUUAUCGUUAUGUGUUCUGUAUUUGCAGAAUACAAUGCAUGUAAGUGAGCACACAGUUGAUGAGUGUGUGUGUUGUAUGUACAUGCAUGUGUGUAGGCAUGUGCAUGCUUUCAUAUGUCUUGUCUGUGUGUUAGUAAGAGUAUAAGGUUGCAUGUUUAUUUUUCCUUUGUUUUACUGCUUUGUAAACAUCUUGAACAUCUUUCCUAAAGCUGAGCCAUUUAUCUGACGAAAGCAAGAAUAGACUAAAUCUAUAAAAGGGAGUCAAUCUGAAAGACAUCAGUGUAGCAUAGUAGUAUGAUGUAUAUUUUUUUCUUUUUCUUUUUUCCUCUUAACUCGUGGAGUAGUUCCCCUUUUUGAUCCCACCGACUGGUGUACAGUACAGUGAAUAACUUUUCUCUUUUUUUCUUUUUCUUUCUUUCUUCCCCUUGAGGACAAAGACUCAGGGCAUCAUCUGCUGAAAACAAAAGAACUGAGCACAACCUAAGCUAUACCUCAUGCUCCACGGGUUAAUUGAUAUUUAUGUAUAUUAUGAAAUGUACUGAAAAUUCUUCAUAGCUACAAUGCACCCAAAAACUAAUUUACAGUUGGAAUUUUUAGACAAUAUUACAGUGUAUCAGGCACACCAUUAUAAGUCUGAUGCAUUUGAAGUAGACAAGGGGUAGCAGAGUAUAAAUGUUCAUUCUUGUAUUUUAUUAUAUUGAUUUACAGAUAGCUGUAAUAAGUAGUUUGAGAAGCUAGUUGGAUCAAAUUCAUUGUCAAGAGAGGAAAAAAAAGCUAUUGGCCAUUAUGUAUCUCCAUAUAAUAAUAUUAUGUUCACUAUGAUGCAUAUUAGCUUAUAUAUUACACUAUUUUCUCUCUCUGGAUGUAAUGCUCAAAUACUGUUAAGAGGAUACAUUUUCCAUGUUUCAAAAACCUGCAUAGAUAGUAAAACUGUAAUGGAGCUGUAAAGCAUACUUUAUAUUCAGCACUGUAUGUUAUUAUUUUCUUUUGGUGUUGUAUAUAUAUCGUGAGGGAAAUGCUACCCUCAUGAUGGGUCACAAAUCAUGCCUUCUUUUUCUGCUGCUUUGCAAUCAGUUCAAAUUUUGGGCAGUGAUAACUUUUGAGUGUUUUUGUAUUGUUGUUUGUUAUAAAGAGUAUUUAUUUAU